Molecule: messenger RNA, 1162 nt
Organism: Stomoxys calcitrans (stable fly)
Lineage: Eukaryota; Metazoa; Arthropoda; Insecta; Diptera; Muscidae
Exons: 3
Coding region: 67-1035 (322 amino acids)
Source: RefSeq, a predicted model, not a curated record
GCACAAUGUGCUAUCAAAACAAAAACAAACCCAAACGCAUGUUUUAACUAAAAGCUUGCUUAGAAAAUGGUAAGAAAACGUAAGAUUCCUGCCCGGAAGCAUCAUGGAGUGCGGGACCCGCUAAAGCAGUUGGAGGAGAAGGAAAAAAAGUUGAAACAUUUCGUAAAUAGCCCACCUACAAAGGAUAAUGACCAGCAGAUCACCUACAAACUCAAGCAGUUUAAAAAGUUAACAGAUGAUGUAAAAUGUGGAAAAAAAUUAAAACGCAUCCACAUUGGGGUCGAGGAUAAGCCAAAAGAAGAUAAAUGCAAGAAGGAUAAUAAAAAGGAUGGAAAUAAAUUUAAAAGCAUAAAACAGAUGCCCGGCGAAGAAGACGUGGACUACUUGAGGCGAGUGAAUCGCAUAACGACAGCUAGCUUGAAAGAAGCGCAGUAUGAAGUCAAGUAUGGAGUUAAAGUUAUUAGAGAUACCAAGACUGGUGCAAUCUCUAUAAAAAAGAAACCAACCAAUGAAAUUGAUGAAUUGCUGAAGCAAAAACGAAAUGGGAAAGGGGGUGGCAAAGUGAGUAAGAAAACUCAACAGAAGGACAUAAAACCUCUGGAUCCCAAAUUAGCAAAAGAACUUAUAAAACAGGCUAUAUAUGAAGAUGAGGAGGAAAAGAAGAUGGAAAAAUCCAAAAAUUUAUUGGAAUAUCAAAAAGAUGUUGUAAAAUUUGGUGAAAUUGUUCAUGCCCCACCAGCACUUUUAACAUUGCCAAGAAAAGCAGAAAAAAAUGAAACAGUGCCAAGGCCUGGAAAGAAAAACAACUUAUUGCUGAAGUCAAUGUUUCGUCCUGAGGAGAAUUCUAAACCAUUGCCAAGCACGAAAAAAUCCACCAGCUCCAGCGAGGUAACAAGGCAAGCAAUGAAGGGAAAACGAAAAGAUCUGCCUAAGCACACAAGAAAUAUGUUGGAAAAUGAACGUCAAAAACUCGUAGACCUUUACAGAAAUUUAAAGAAAUCAAAAGGCAUUUUCGCUGACAAAAGUUCAUUGUGAAUCCAGGGGAUACAGCGUCGAUCAUAAUAAAACCUUUGCGUUAGUCUGCUUUUAUAUAGUAGUUUUUAUUGCGUACAACUAAGAAAAUAACAAAAACAUCAGAUCUAAAUAAAAUAUUUUGCCAAUA